Molecule: messenger RNA, 1312 nt
Organism: Moneuplotes crassus
Lineage: Eukaryota; Ciliophora; Spirotrichea; Euplotida; Euplotidae
Source: the annotation of a GenBank genome assembly
CUGUUGCUACUACAACCUCAUACCUUGUAGUUGAAAUUUAAAUUUGCUCUAGCGUUAAGAAAGACUACCUCAAUGCAGAUAUUGAUAUGGUAAAAACCAAGAAGAAUUUUCACAAUUUAAAAACUGACCACAUCAAAAGCACUUGAAUGAAUCAACCAAAAGUCGCUUCAAAAGUUGAGCGAAAACUGAAGAAUACUAACAAGUUAUUGAUAAACAGCAAUUUUGAUUUCUUUGAACAAAAAUAGUAGAUCCAAUAUUGGAAUCAACCUCAGAUCAAAUGGAAGGAGUAAUCUGCGAUAUGCCUCUAAGCCUAGUUCCAAAGACCGAACUAUCAGAAUAGAGCUCCUUAAACCAAUAUUUAGCACUCAAAAAUAUUGAGCUAUGCAGGUGCUCAACUCGAACAAUGACUCUCUCGAAUCUCUUCACUCCAGUCAAGUGCCGAAAGAGGGUCUGAAUUUACACCCCAGGCAGCUAAGACUAAAACAGUCUUCAAACUUCAAAUUAGACAGAAAAAAAUUGCCUAAUAUCACAAAAUUAGGUGCUUCAAAAUUUGACCUGAGCUUACCUAAGGGGCUGCAUAAUAUUCCAAUGGCUUCUCAAUCAAGAAAACCUGCCUUCCAACUUAAGAGGAUCAACAACAGGAGAAAAUCAGAGUUUGCCAGUCGUAAAGCUAUGGAUAAGAUGUUACAAGGGACGCCUAUUCAACAACUCUCAGAAAGCAGGACUCGCAAAGAUUACUCACUUAUGAAGGUAAUCUACUGAGUUAUACUUCAGAGAUCUAUUAAGCUGACACAAAACGGACUCCAGAAACGGAUGAAUCUUAAGCACAGUCUUGCCAAUACUUCUAGAGUGAAGCGUAUUGAGCAGCUUACCCAAAAAGUUAACAAAAUUCUUAAUUAUAAAAUGCCAAGAGGGGUUUUCUCAGAUGAAAAUAACGGAUUUGCUAAUGAGAAUAAGAAUAACUCUCAUAUGCUUAGUGAGUUCUACCUAAAAACUCCAAAGCAGAGCCAAGAUUUUAUGCUUCAAAGAAACAAUUUAUCACCUGUAAGCUUCAAAAUAAUUCUGCAGCAUGGGAAUAAUAGUAUGAUAACACCUCUAAAACAUUCACAAAGGACUUCAGCAUUUGUAAAGAGGCGAGGAAGUUUGAUAUUCUGAGGUGAAGUUCCUAUGAAUCCCCAAAAAUCUCGUCUUCUAAACAUGAGUGAAGCAUCACCUAUCCACCCAGAUGCUUCUAAAGAUCUGUAGAUACUAUGCUGAGCUGGAUUUUGACUAUAAGAAUAAUUUACAGAAGUUAUUGCUUAAUUCAAUACAA